AUGGAAAGCACCAAGCCGGAAUCCAAGAUGCCAUGUAUUAUCUCUGUCAUGAGGGCAAUUGCCGAGCAAGAGUUCGGUAGCACCAAGUACCGGAUGAUUUCUCUAGUAAUUAUUACCCUGCUCCUUGGUGCCAGUGUGAUCUUCCUUCUUUUCACCCUGUGGAAGAGCGGCAGAGUGAGACAAUGGACUGCUGGGUUGGGACGCAGGCGGUUUCUCAACAGCCUAUCCAGGAAGAAGCACGAGAAGAUGUUAAAUGGUGACACGAGUAAUGCCCAGAGUGUACAGGAAUCAUUACUUCUGAACAUAUUGGAAACGCACCAAAAUACUGAAUAUGGUCAGAGACACAAUUUCAAAGACAUAACAGAUGUGUCCUCAUUUCAGAAACGCCAUCCCCUUACUCACUACAGUGACUAUAAGGACUACAUCCAGCGCACCAGAGAAGGAGAAGAGAACAUUCUACUACAGGGGAGACCCCAUGCCCUGAUAGUCACAACAGGAACUUCGGCAAACCCGUCAGUGAUCCCAGUCAGUGCUAAGAGCUCCAGGGAUCGCUUCCUUAAGGGAAUAGCGGUAUAUCUGGAAGUUAUUCAAAGCCAUUUCCCUUCAGCUCUGGAAAAGGUGGCCAAGUUCACAUUUCCUCCAGAUGACAACCGCUCUGAAGCAGGGAUUCCUAUUAUUCCUUAUCCUUCUGUUUGUUUCUUCAGUCUCUUGGAGAAGAUUUACUUAUCACCAGUCCUAUUCCAUAAUUCCAUGUCUCAAAAUGAGAUUUUGUACACCCAGCUUCUCUUUGCACUGAAGGAUGUAGAGCUGCGUAUCCUUGAAGCCAACUACUCAUGGUUCCUUCGUCAUGUCUUCUCCAUCUUAGAGGAACAUUGGGAGUCUCUGAUUACAGAUAUCCAGCAAGGGCGCCUUAAUCCAGUAUUCAAGCUACCUUUACAUAUCAGAAAGCAGAUAGAAGACGGUCUGAUUCCGGAUGCAGUCCGAGCUGAAGAACUACGUGCACAGUUCAAAGAGGGUUUUUGUGGCAUUGCUAAGAGAGUGUGGCCAAAACUGCAAGUGGUCAUAGCUUUGGAAUCUGGAAGCAGUGACUUGGAUAGGCAGAUACUUAAGGACACUGUAUGUCAGGGGGUACCAUUUUACUCCCCCAUGUACUGUACAGCAGAAGGUCUUUGUGGUGUGAAUUUGUCACCUGUAGAAAGUAUACCUCAAUACGUCUUGUGUCCCAGUUCUGCAUUCUUUGAGUUUAUCACUGUGGAUACCAGCGAUCAAGACCAGCCACAUACACUGUGUAUUCAAGAUGUCUCUAAGGGGAAACCCUACGAGCUGGUUAUAACUAAUAGAGAUGGACUUUACAGGUACCGUCUUGGGGACAUUGUACAAGUCACUGGCUUCCAUAAUCGCAGUCCCAUACUGGAACUCCUUUACAGGAAAAGCCAGACCCUGAGUGUCCGUGGAGAGCGCAUUUCAGAAUCUAGUUUCUAUAAAUCUCUUCUCCAAACUGUAGGCUUGUGGCCUGGAGCCUCCCUUCUCAACUACUGCUGUGCAGAGAGUGGAAUUAUGGGUCCAUUCUCUGGGGGCUCUGACCCUCACUACCAGGUGUUUGUUGCGCUAAAAGGGGUAAGAGACCUUUCGGAGGAGCAGAGAUAUAAGUUGGAUCAGACUCUCCAGGAACACUUUCCUAUCUAUAAAUCUUUCCGCUUGAAAGGAAGCAUCGGCCCAGUGCGUGUUCACCUGACGAGUCCCAAAGCAUUUCUGAAUCUAAAAGAACUGGUGGCAAAUCUUUCUGGUGUUCCACUGGACUGUGUUCCGUUUUCUCGCACAUUGAAAUACCAAGAACUGGCUGAAUGUAUAUGGAAGCAAGUCUUAUCCUGAGCCCUUCUCUAGAAUGCAGAGUCAUCUGAACUGUGAGCUGUUUUGA
Nanorana parkeri is the source of this 1918-nucleotide messenger RNA. It is a transcript of the gene GHDC, whose product is annotated as GH3 domain containing. Gene Ontology annotation, molecular function: acid-amino acid ligase activity. Bases 1 to 1872 code for a protein of 623 amino acids. Gene Ontology annotation, cellular component: cytoplasm. The transcript has 9 exons. The record is from RefSeq and is a predicted model, not a curated record. NCBI's taxonomy places the organism in Eukaryota, Metazoa, Chordata, Amphibia, Anura, Dicroglossidae.